AUGCGAGUAAAGAUGCAGGAGGAGAACUGUACUGCACAGAAAAAGACUUUCGAGUUGCUUCGCAACCCAUUUGCCGUCGACGUGGAAACUGCACCUGUGCAGAUUCAGAUGGAGCUGACUGAGCUGCAGUGUAACGGGACACUGCAGGGCCCGCACACUUUAUUCACUCCAUUCCCGCAGCAAUGCCCCAGCUCCGUCUACAUGCGGCUCGAACCUUUUCUCCCUGUGGACACUAGGACUCAGCUGAUUGAUGUUUGUGUCUCUGUGUCCUCAGUUUCCCAGCAUGCCUUCACUGUGGAGGUGUAUGAGGGGGCGGAGUCAGUCCUGCUGUCCUGUCAGAUCUCCUCUGUUCCUGGGUUCCCCACAGUGAUUUGGAGCCGCUUCGAUCUCAGUCCUUCAACCGUCCACGAGGGAGACCAGAGAGGUGAGAUCCUUAGAGACCAGAACCAGCGUUACAGAGACCGAACAUCAGUGAAGACUGACGCUCUGAGGACUGGAGACCUCAGCCUCACUCUGAGGAAACCCCGCCUCUCUGACAGCGGCACCUACACCUGCACCAUCACAGCGUUUGGAAAUGAGCGGAGACUGGCAGUCGUACAGCUGCAGGUCAAAGUUUCCCAGCAUGCCUUCACUGUGGAGGUGUAUGAGGGGGCGGAGUCAGUCCUGCUGCCCUGUCAGAUCCCUUUUGUACCUGAGGACACCACAGUGAUGUGGAGCUGCUUCGAUCUCAAUCCUACAACCGUCCACCAGUGGACGGAGGAAGGUGAUGACCUUAGAGACCAGAACCAGCGUUACAGAGACCGAACAUGGAUGAAGACUGAUGCUGCGGAAACUGGAAACCUCAGCCUCACUCUGAGGAAACCCCGCCUCUCUGACAGCGGCACCUACACCUGCACCAUCAGACCAGUUGGAGAGGAACCCAGACUGACAAACGUUCAGCUGCAGGUCAAAGAACCGUACACGUUCCCAACUGAAGCCACUGUUCUCCUGGUUCUUCUGGGUCUGGUUGCUGUUGUUGUUGUUGGUCUGGCUGUGUAUUUCUGGUUCUAUGUCAUCAGAGUCUCUAAGGUGGUGGUGGAGGUGGAGGAGGGGGCGGAGUCUGUCCUGCUUCCUUACAGAACCAUCGCGUGUCUGCCGAGGGACGCCACAGUGGAGUGGAGGUGCUGUGAACCUAAACCCAUGACGGUCCAUGUUCAUCAGGAUGGACGUGACCGUCCAGACAAACAGGAUGAAUUUUACCAGAACCGAACGCAGAUGAAGAAAAACCCUCUGAGAACUGGAGACCUCAGUCUGACCCUGACUGACCCCAGUUAUCUGGACAGAGGGACCUACGUCUGCUCCGUCCGCAGACACAAACACAUCCUGAUACAGAAAGUAGUUCAGCUGCAGGUCAGAGUCCAACAGGUGGAGGUGAAGGUGGAGGGGGGGGUGGAGUCUGUCCAGCUGCCGUGUCAAAGCAGAGUUCACCUUCCUGAGGACGUCACAGUCGUCUGGAAGUUCUGUCAGUCCAAGACCACAACGAUCCACGUGAAUCACAACGGCUGUGACCAGAGAGACCAACAACACGAGUUUUACAGAGACCGAACAGAGAUGAAUGAAGACCUGCUGAGAACUGGAGACUUCAGUCUGACCCUGAAACACCCCACAGACAGUGACACAGGAAGAUACACCUGCACCGUCUUAAUGGACAAACACUUUCCCAUGAAGAAAGAGGUGAAGCUCCGGGUCAAAGUCCAACAGGUGGAGGUGGAUUCAGGGGUGGAGUCUGUCCAGCUGCCCUUCAGAACCACAGGUGACCUGGAUGGAAACAUCAGAGUGGAGUGGACGGACAGUUACAACAGGAAGGUCCAUGUGUAUAAGAACGGCUCUGACCGACCUGAAGAACAGGACCAGGUUUACAGAGACCGAACAGAGAUGAAGAAAGACCUGCUGAGAACUGGAGACCUCAGUCUGACCCUGAAAUACCCCACAGACAGAGACAGAAGAACCUACACCUGCACCGUCUACAGCAGGAGGAGAAACAUCCUGAUGAAGAAACAAGUGGAGCUACAGGUCAAAGUCCAACAGGUGGAGGUGGAGGAGGGGGUGGAGUCUGUCCAGCUGCCCUUCAGAACCACAGGUGACCUGGAUGAAGACGUCAGAGUGGAGUGGUGGAACAGUAACAGGAAGGUCCAUGUGUAUAAGAACGGCUCUGACCGACCUCAAGAACAGGACCAGGUUUACAGAGACCGAACAGAGAUGAAUGAAGACCUGCUGAGAACUGGAGACCUCAGUCUGACCCUGAAACACCCCAAAGUCACAGACACAGGAGAAUACAGAUGUGGAGUCUACAGGUGGAUUUGGUACAUGAGAGAGAAAACUGUGCAGCUCAAAGUGAAAAAGAGAACUCAGGUCAAAGAUGAAACAGUCGACAUCAGGAACAGAAGCUGCUCCACUGAUCCAACUCCUCUGAUGGCUGAUCAAUCAGUUUGAUCGGUCUUUGAUCAGUCUGUGACGAUGGAUGAAGACAGGAGGACGCUUUGUCAACGUCUUCUUCACUCUGAGUCCCACUGACUCUCACACAGUCACUAUUGAUCAGUAUUGAUCAGUAUUGAUCAGUGAUGUCACAUUGGAGACGUGUUAACAGAGAACUGCAAACAUCACUCUGACUCUGUUUCCUCCCUCAACAACAUCAGUCUCUCUCUCUCUCUCUCUCUCUCUCUCUCUCUCUCUCUCUCUCUCUCUCCAUCGUUCUUUCUUGUAGGUUUUUCAUCUCUCUCUCCUCUUCAGGUAUUUCUGCCUCUGGAGCUGUAGAGUCUGAUCUGUGAUGACGUGUCUCCUGCUGCUCCUACGAUCCUGCUCAGCACCUGAACAUGUACCUCUUACCAUCUUAGCUCUGGUUCUGCUCCAGGUUUCUGCCUCUUAGAGGAAGUUUUUUCUCUCCACUGUCGACCAGUGCUGCUCAUGGUGGAACUGUUGGUUCUCUCUGUAAAUAACAGACAGAGUUCAGUCUAGACCUGCUCUGUAUGAAAAGUAUCCUGAGAUUACUUCAAUAAAAACUGACUUAAAAUAUGAUCAAA
Lates calcarifer (barramundi perch) is the source of this 3059-nucleotide messenger RNA. RefSeq lists its product as uncharacterized. Gene Ontology annotation, cellular component: external side of plasma membrane. The coding region runs from base 1 to 2472 and encodes 823 amino acids. The transcript is spliced from 10 exons. NCBI's taxonomy places the organism in Eukaryota, Metazoa, Chordata, Actinopteri, Centropomidae. The record is from RefSeq and is a predicted model, not a curated record. Gene Ontology annotation, biological process: immune response; cell surface receptor signaling pathway; cellular response to lipopolysaccharide.